UAUGUUUGUAAUUACCCAUCUAGGUUCUAUGUCCAUCUCUUCCAGGCGGAAAAGCAGCUGAUUGAAGUUUUGUGGCAGUCUGACUGGGAGGGCUGUAUUUGAAGCUCUGGGCACGUAGAGAUGGAAUGAGAAGGAAGCUGAUCUGGAAGAAACACCGAGGGGGGAGGGAAGAGGAGAGAAAGGGAGAGAGAGCAAGAGAGAGGGAGAGAAGAGAGAGAGAGAGAGAGAGAGAGAGAGAGAGAGAGAGAGAUCGCCAGCUACGCCUUCCUCUCAGCUCCAGGAGGCCCCGGCCAGCGCUCAUUCCCGAACUGUGGAACAGGAGUCCGGGGAGGCCAGGCAGCCCUGCGCUCGGCCCUGGCCUGGCCCGUCCCUGGAGGACAGAGGCCCCUUGGCCCAGGCCCCACUCCUGGCGGGCUACAGAGCUCAGGGAGCGCACAGAGUGGGGAGCUGUCCAGUUCAGCACCACGGCGACGCAGUAGGUGGGCGCUCCUGCUCUGAGAGCUGUCCAGUCCAGCACCGCGGAGAUGCUGUAGGUGAGAGCGCCCGGUCGCGGGGAGCUGUCCAGUUCAGCACCACGGCGAUGCAGUAGGUGGGAGCGCCCGGCCGGGGAGAGCUGUCCGUUUCAGCAGCUCGGCGAUGCUGUAGCUAGGAGCGCCUGGCCCGGGGCUGCGCGGCGGCGAGCGGGGGAGGCGGGCGGGCCUGCCUGCUGCAAGACGCCGGCUCGCGCGCCCCAUCGCUCGCUCACUCGCUGGCUUCCAAGGAGCUUUGCGGAUCGGGGGAGGGAACCCCGCCUCGAUUCUCCGGGAGAAACCCCCUCCCUCCCCCACUUCGCCGACACUACCCCCGCCGCCAACAACAAUAACCGCGGCUGCUCGUCCUGCCGCCGCCGCCGCGCCCGCCAGCCCUGCUGCCGCCACCGCCGCCGCCGCCGCUGCCGCCGGGGCACAACCAUGGGAGGCGAGACCCCUGCACCGGUGCAGCUGAGCUCGAGGGCUUGCAGAAGACUGGGCAGUCUCCUCUGAAACGGAGGCACCCCGAGAACCCCCUCCCUUCCCAAGGAAGAGAACUGGCGAAGCCACGGAUUUUCAUGGCGCAGGCCGCAGAGCCGCGAACGAAGACCGAAGGUUGCUUCCCGGCUCUCCCAGUCUCUAACUGUCUAGGUCCGGACCAUGAGAGAUGGUGUUGAGAAUUCGACUGUUUCCUGGCGCGCUGUGGAAGCCAUCUCCAAAUUAGUGAUCACAUAUGGAAACUGGAGACCAGAAUUUUAGGAAAAGAGAUUAAGGCAUCUCACUUGGGGGGGUGGGGGGUGUCUUUUUAUUUAUUUUCCUUUUUUUAAAAAAAACGCUGCAACUGGAACAGUUUUUUGAUCUCAAAAGGCAAGCCUCUCUUCCCGUGUGAUCUUUAUAAUUUACACACUUUUCCGUGAGCUUUCUUAUCUCCCUUUUUUUAUAUCUCUCCAUAUUCUCUAUUCACACAUAUAUCCAUUAUAUUAGUAGUGGAAUUACCAUUCGCACCCUCACACACACGCUCCUGAGAACCAGAAGUCGGUUGGGUGUUUAUAUAAUGAAGAAUUAUGGGGCUGUUUGAUCGAGGUGUUCAAAUGCUUUUAACCACCGUUGGUGCUUUCGCUGCCUUCAGCUUGAUGACCAUCGCUGUGGGAACCGACUAUUGGCUGUACUCCAGAGGGGUUUGCAAAACCAAAAGUGUCAGUGAGAAUGAAACCAGCAAAAAGAACGAGGAAGUUAUGACCCAUUCCGGAUUAUGGAGAACCUGCUGCCUCGAAGGGAACUUCAAAGGUCUGUGCAAGCAAAUCGACCACUUUCCAGAGGACGCAGACUACGAGGCGGACACCGCAGAGUACUUCCUCCGGGCCGUCAGGGCCUCGAGUAUCUUCCCGAUCCUGAGUGUGAUCCUGCUCUUCAUGGGUGGCCUCUGCAUCGCAGCAAGCGAGUUUUACAAGACACGCCACAACAUCAUCCUGAGCGCUGGCAUCUUCUUCGUGUCUGCAGGUCUGAGUAACAUCAUCGGGAUCAUCGUGUAUAUAUCAGCCAAUGCUGGAGACCCCUCCAAGAGUGACUCCAAAAAGAACAGCUACUCCUACGGCUGGUCCUUCUACUUCGGGGCCCUGUCCUUCAUCAUCGCCGAGAUGGUCGGGGUGCUGGCCGUGCACAUGUUUAUCGACCGCCACAAACAGCUGCGGGCCACGGCCCGCGCCACCGACUACCUCCAGGCCUCCGCCAUCACCCGCAUCCCCAGCUACCGCUACCGCUACCAGCGCCGCAGCCGCUCCAGCUCGCGCUCCACCGAGCCCUCUCACUCCAGGGACGCCUCGCCCGUGGGCGUGAAGGGCUUCAACACCCUGCCGUCCACGGAGAUCUCCAUGUAUACCCUCAGUAGGGACCCCCUGAAGGCUGCCACCACGCCCACCGCCACCUACAACUCGGACAGGGAUAACAGCUUUCUCCAGGUCCACAACUGUAUCCAGAAGGAUAGCAAGGACUCUCUCCACGCCAACACAGCAAACCGCCGGACCACGCCCGUAUGAAGACCGUGGAACCGGGGGACCUGGGAGGCUUGGCCCGCGGGCGGGGGAGGGACCGCAGCAGCCACGGGGAAACCUUCCACACGCAAAAAAGCAAACAAACAAACAAGCAAACAAACAAAAAACAAAAAAAAACAAAAAAAGAGAAAAACAUAGCAAGUAAAUUUUAAAAAAAGAACAAAAUACAAGAGGAACAAAAUCAAAACCACAGGCUAUGCGGGAAAAAUAUAACCGAGGGAAGACAAACUUUAAACAAAGCAAGAGGGAUAAAAUUAAAAUAGAAAAUAAAUCUAAAAGAAAAUGCAUGAUUUCCCAUGUACCAUUAUUUUAACAUUUAAUAAAAACCAAUUUAAAUGAAAAAAUAAAAGGGAACCAAGAUAAUGUAAAGAAAAAAAAGACAAAAAAACAAAAAAAU
Molecule: messenger RNA, 2957 nt
Organism: Microtus ochrogaster (prairie vole)
Lineage: Eukaryota; Metazoa; Chordata; Mammalia; Rodentia; Cricetidae
Gene: Cacng2
Product: calcium voltage-gated channel auxiliary subunit gamma 2
Biological process (GO): neurotransmitter receptor internalization; regulation of AMPA receptor activity; positive regulation of synaptic transmission, glutamatergic
Cellular component (GO): postsynaptic density membrane; voltage-gated calcium channel complex; AMPA glutamate receptor complex
Molecular function (GO): channel regulator activity; voltage-gated calcium channel activity
Source: RefSeq, a predicted model, not a curated record